Epinephelus moara (kelp grouper) is the source of this 5007-nucleotide messenger RNA. RefSeq lists its product as uncharacterized. The record is from RefSeq and is a predicted model, not a curated record. Gene Ontology annotation, biological process: protein homooligomerization. Gene Ontology annotation, molecular function: protein binding. Bases 672 to 3053 code for a protein of 793 amino acids. NCBI's taxonomy places the organism in Eukaryota, Metazoa, Chordata, Actinopteri, Perciformes, Serranidae. The transcript has 5 exons.
GUACUGCACAAACACACACGAGCCAACAUUAUCCAUAUCAGACAAAUAACUAAAAACACAAUAGAUUGUAUGCACCACACACAUAAACACUGUAACCGCUUUGUCAUGAUGAUGGUAAAUAGUGUGUGCAUGUGUAAUGAUUUUUUGAUAUUAUAUUCUCAGUGCAAUAAUGACUGCAUGUAGGCCUGCUCACCCUCUCCUUUAAAUCCGUCUUUUUUUAAAUACGGUGUGAUAGGAGUUGAGGUACAAGAUGGCGAAUCUACCCAAACUCAGUUUGCUUGUUUAUUUGCAGAAUGGAUAUUGUUGUCAUCACUCUUGGCUGUCAGUCUUAAUUAUACAUUAAUAUAGGCUACUCAUCAUCUCAUGUAUCAAACUGGUGCAGAGGAGAAAAGAAUAGUGUCUGGCUCAUGAUGAUACUUGAGGUCACACUCCUGCAGUGCCGUUAUUCACCACAUCACACAGUAUUCAUGUUGCUGGUCCAAUAUGCAGUCCAAUACUGCAGCCUUUUUCACGGGGAGCGAGCUUCCAAAUUUACCCUCCCGCUGUGCUCGCUCCCCGUGCCUUAAAAAGCGCAUGCACGGCUGAAGGUCACUUAAACACAAAAGGCUUUCAGCGCUGCGGUCCAAUAUAGCGCAUGCGCGCUGCCGGAGGACUGCUUCACAGACCGCAAUAUGGCGAGAAUGCCUGCCAGCGGAGACACAGAGCAGGAGCAGAUAAGCUGCCCCGAGAGGAGCAGGGAGGAUGAUAAUGAGGAGGAAGAUGAAGAUGAGAUCCAGGAGGUCCAGAUCACCGGGGAGGAAGAGGACGAGGGGUCCGAUCGAGAUGGUGUGGAGCUUGAGUGGGAGUCAGGAGGUACAGUGCUGGACUCCAGCGGUUCUGCCGCGGAGAUAAAAGCGGUCGUUAUGCGGAGUAUGGACCGGGGAGAGGAGGAGGGAGAGGCGGACCCCUUCAGCAGCGGCAUACCCGCUGGGCUGGAAUCUCAACUGGAGGGAGACCUUCAGCGGUCAGAGCGGAACAGGCUGAGCGAGAACACCCGCCUGGCCACCCGGUAUGCGGUGAGAAUCUUCAGGGAGUACCUCAGCGAGAAAGCCCAAAGUCCAGACUUUGAAACUCUGGACAAGGAGGCGCUUUGCGUUGUGCUGCGCUCCUUUUACGCAGAGGCGCGCUCCAAAAGUGGACAGUUGUACAGCAAGUCGUCCCUCAUCAGCAUCCGGAGCUCACUCAAUCGGUACCUUAACGAGCCGCCCUACUGUCGAACAUUGGACCUCACUAAGGACCCUGAACUUCGCAGCGCCAACUUGACCCUGGCCGCGGUCAUACGGAGGCUGGAAGAGCAAGGCGCUGGUCCCGUGGUGCAGAAACAAGCCAUCACGCGCUCGGACCUUCGGAAACUGUACGAGUCAUCAGUGUUCAAUUCCGACACGCCGUUCGGGUUGCUCAACAAAGUGUGGUUCGAGACCUGCAUGUAUUUCUGCACCAGGGGCCGGGAGAACCAGCGGGAGUUGGAGGAGGACUCGUUCGGUCUGGCUGUGGAUGAAGACGGAAGAAAGUUUGUCUAUUUUAAAGCUCUCGGACCGUACCAUAAGUCCCGCUCAGCCGCCUGGACCAAGAAGCGUCCGGACGCAGAGGAGGACACCUUGCCGCGGAUGUACGAGACGGGCUCGGAACAGUGUCCAUACGCCAGCUUCGUACGAUACGUUUCUAAAAGGAACCCGCUCUGCAGGGCGUUCUUUCAGCGGCCACGGGACCACUGCUGCGCGAGUGACAUGACGUGGUACGAGAACAAAGCUAUCGGUAAGAACCUGUUGGGCACGAGGAUGCAGAUGUUGUCGCGCGCUGCCAAGCUCUCCAAGACCUACACCAACCACUGCAUCGGCGCCGUCUCCAUAGCAACGCUCAACAGCAUCGUGGGCGCCGCGGGCUCCAGGCCGCCGACGACGCUUUACGUUGCCUCGGAAACGGUCAACGGUCACGCGCAGUCCCACCUCCAGCUCGUGAUCCCAUACCGGAUAACAGGCGCUGCAGAUCUGAUGCCGCAGCGGACAACAGCAGCAACAGUAAACACACCAUCAACAACAACGUGUAGGGUCAGCGCCGAGGAGGACCCGGAGGCUCCCUACGCCAAGAGGCUGUGCGUGCGCCCUGGGACACGCGCGGAGUUGCCUGUGGAGCGGAACGAGAGCGAGACGGUGCCCACCAGAGCCACCGAGUCCCAUAUACAUACACAGCCCGCGGUGCGGUCCCCGGUCGCUGUGCCCACACAGGACAGCUGUGGCAGCAGCAGUACGACGAGUCAGCAGCUAGUUUCUGUGUCUCCUGUGAGUUCCACUGGGAUCCCAACACCAGCCCAGCUCACCAAAACCAACGCACCUGUCCACAUUGACGUAGGAGGGCACAUGUACACCAGCAGCCUGGCCACCCUUACAAAGUACCCUGAGUCAAGGAUUGGUCGCCUGUUUGAUGGAACGGAGCCCAUAGUGUUGGACAGUCUUAAGCAGCACUACUUCAUUGAUCGAGACGGCCCAAUGUUCCGCUACAUACUUAAUUUCCUCCGGACCUCCAAACUCCUCAUCCCUGCAGACUUCAAAGAAUUCUCCCUGCUUUAUGAAGAGGCCAGUUUCUUCCAGCUGGCUCCUCUGCAGGCUGAGCUGGAGCGCUGGAGGACUGAGCAGGAAUGUGGGGGUGUGUGUCUGGAGUGUGAGUGUGUCAUGAUUCAUGUGGCACCAGAGCUUGGUGAGAGGAUCAGCGUGAGCGCCCAACAGGCUGUGAUCGAGGAGGUUUUUCCCGAGGUCAGAGACAUCAUGUCCAGUUCCUUGAACACCAGCUGGAGUGAGGACUCAACACACAUCAUUCGCUUCCCACUCAACAGCUACUGCCACCUCAACUCUAUCCAGGUGUUGGAGCGGUUACAGCAGAGAGGAUUCUGGAUCACAGGUUCAUGUGGCGGUGGAGUGGACUCUUCGCAAUUUAGUGAAUACAUUCUACGGAGGGAAGGCCGAGGCAGCCAACAUCCCCCGACCCUCAUCCAAAUAAAACAGGAACUCGUGGACUGAACUCAACUGUUUGUCAAACCCAGAACAGAUUCACUUCAAAAACAACGAAACAAGUCAACAAACUAAGCAGAAAUGAACACUCAGAAUUUCUCAUGCUGCAGUAUAAAAAUAAGCUACAUAGUAUGUAUCUGAGAUGUUAGUCUUCUUUGAUACUUUACUGACACUUACUACAUACAUGUCAGAUAGUGGUAUCAUUACAGUACAAGUCCAUCAGUGCAGGGACUGGCAGAGGAUCAUGGGAAAUGUGGUCCUUAAUUUGAAGUUCACUAGCAUUAGCACUUCUGUUGACAUAAAAUAAAGGCUGGUAAUUAGGGAUGUGCAGUAUAGAUCCAAUCUUUUAUCACAGAAGAGUCAUUUGAAAUUGUGAUAUAGUGUAUACCCGGGAAAUUCAAUUAAGAAAUCAUUGAUGGAUAACAUAACCAGAUGCUUAUGUCAGACUUUGGCUACUCCAUUGAAAUAAUACCUGAAAAGUCAAGGUACUGCAUCACAUUGAUGCAAAAAAUUCAACCGUGCCAACGCCCAGUCCUGCUGAGUGAUUUUCAACAUUGCCCACAUUGUCCCUAAUAUCCCCAGAGAUAUUAAAGGGAGAGCUACUGGAUGGCAGAAUAUUUAACUGUUCAGACAUUUCUGCUGUUUUUUAAACACAACCCUUUUGUUUUUGCUCCCAUUUUUACAGGGUUAAGUUAAAGAUCUUAGGCUUUCUUUAUGCCUUUAUGCCUUUAAUAGAUAUGUUUCCCUCCAAUUUUUCUAUUAGUCAAAAUUUGUGUUAGUGACCACUUCUUCUUUUCCAUGAUAAUCCAUCCCGUUGCAUAUCAAGAUGCUGAUUUAACAUUAUCAUUUCAACACAGGUGUGCCUUGGGAUGGUAAAAGGUCACACUAAAAUGUGCAGUUUGAUCACACAACACAAUAAGAGAGAGGCCAAAAGUUUUGAGGGAGUGUGCCAUUGUGAUGCUGACUGCAGAAAUGUCCACCAGAGUUGUUCAUCUUGGUGUGCCAAGGAUUGAGGAUUGAUUAUUUUGGAAAAGAGAAGUGCUUGCUUACACCGAAAAGUGUUGCAUAUACAUUUUUGAAAGUGUUGCUUAUACAUGUUUGUUUAGUAUAGUUCAACCUUAUUGAUAUUUAUCUCCACUGUGGUCUCAGACCACAUACUGAGGCUAGAAAAUGCGCUGUGUCCACACGUAAAAUAGAUGAACUUUCUCAUCAUGCUGAUAUUCACUGAAUGGUACAAAAACACAAACAUGGACACCUGAAGCUCUUCUUAGGAAAUGGCUGGUGGCUACAGCUCACAAUUUGACUGCAUGGAUUUCACAAGGGUUUCUAUAUUUAGAGGUAAGAUAUUUAAAAAUGAUGGCUGGAUACUCAUACAUUUUGAUAUGUAUGUAUAAGAAUAUCCUCUUUAGAUGCCAUUUUGUAUUAGGUAAAUUAAAAAUGAUAUUGGAUUCUUCUAAAUCUGUCCACCCAUGGAAAAAGAUUACAUCAGCAAUUCGUUUUAAUACCAAUAAAUGUGUGUCUACAUUUAUUGGACAAAGAGCACCAGUGGCCAUGUGAAUUAUGACUCAUCUGUCAGGAGCUAAGAAGGGAGUAACAUGCUGCUGACAGGACACUUUUACUGCCUUUGCUCAGACUGCUCAGCAUCUCCUUUAACAUGCAGGCAGCACAUCAGCAGCAUAAACUUCUAUUUGCUGUCUAGACUUGAAUCAGAGGGCUACAAAUACCGUAUUGAAAGUAAUCUUUUUCAAACCAAGGCUGCUGGUUGUUAUGUACUGUAUUUUGUGUAUAUAUACUGUGUAUGUUCAAUGCAACUGUUUACAACUUGCAUUGCAAUCAUGAGCCACGAGCCUUUUUUGCAUGUACUGUUGCAUUGUUGUGUAAUAUUUGCACAGACCAUCAGUUUCUUUAACCUGGAGCAAAUCUGACAUGUCUGCAUUUAGUCAAAUAUACAUGUUGAGCACAG